AAAAAAAUCCCCCAAGCAAAUCAAUCUCUCCAGAGAGCAACGUCAAAAACUUGAUUCUUCCCUAGCAACCAAAUACAAACGAAUACACUAAUUAAUUAUUAAUUUGUUUGGCCAAAAGAAAUUUCAGCGACUGCCAAAAAAUUAAUACUUAGCUUUCUAAAGUUUAGGAAUACAAGGACCGGUGUUUAUGUCAUCGGUGUAAAACCAAAUUAUCUACAAUAACAAACUGCACAUGGCUUUCUAUGUUCUUUCGCAAUGAGUAACUUUCACUUUGAACGCCUUAUACAAGCAGCUCAGAAGGGAAAUUUACAAUAUUUUCUUGACUAUAUUGAUAGCUUUCAGGAAACUUGGUUGAUCAAGAAAUGUAACAAAGCAGGGGACAACAUUAUUCAUUUAAUUGCUCGUUUCGGGCGUCUAAAUAUUCUAAAGUUUAUUAGCCAAGAACUUCUCAAUCGCCAUCUAGAAUGGACCUUAAACACUAAAAUUGUGUUCGAAUCCAUCAAUAAUGACCGUAAAACACCGUUACACGAAGCUUCUCAAGCCAACCAAAUAGAAUGUGUACAGUUCUUGCUCAGUUUAUCUCUUAACGUGGACAGUAUGAAAAAAGGAGAUUGGACACCAUUAAUGUUAGCUGCCGCUAAAGGAAACAAAGAAGUAAUCAAGAUUCUUUUAGAAAAUGGUGCCAACCCAGCAUUGGUCAACAAAGAUGGGUGGAAUUCUUUUCACAUUGCCGUUAGAGAGGGCAAUUUAGAUAUUGUUGAAAUUUUACUCAACAACAACCCUUCUAUAUGGAAAGUUUCCAGUAAAAAUCAACGCACACCUUUACAUACUGCAGCACUUCAUGGUUGUAAAGAAGUCACACAAUGGUUGCUGUCUGACUGCUGUCAUCCAGUUGACGUAAGAGACGCAUGUGGAACGACCCCGUUGAUGGAUGCCAUUCGUAAUGGUCAUACAGAUGUGGCCGAGAUAAUGAUAAAGGAGUUUCAGGCUGACAUAAAUCAACAUGAUAAACUUGGCUAUCAACUGCUGCACAUCGCUGCACACAGUGGAAAGUUGCAGUCUGUUGCUUACUUGCUGAAUGAACUACAUGUGGAUCCCAUGCCAGCUUCCCACAAGAAAGUCACUCCUCUUCAUUUGGCAGCAAAGGAAGGGCACCUGGAAGUUAUCAAAUACUUGAUAUCACAUGGAGCUGAUAGAAAUACCACUGAUGAUAUGGGAAGGAAACCUUUGGACAUGGUUUCUGUUAACAACCAUAAAUGCUGUAUGGAUAUACUUCAAAAUAGAACUGCUAAUGCUACAGAGAAUAACAAUAGUUUGGGCUGAAAUUUGAAAGUGUUGGUAAUUUUUCCAGCUUGGAAAGUAUUUAACUGCAGCAAUUACAGAUCCAGUCCCCAAAGAAAGAAAGAAAAAAUUAUUAAUGCUUGUGACAUUUGUGAAAUGUUUUAAAAUAUUCACCUCCAUUUGCCAUAACUCACUGUAUUGUAUUUACUUGGACUGGAUUUUCACAGCUUGGAUAGAUAAGGUACUGUAUGUUUAACAUCCAUUUUUCCAUGCUGGCAUGGGUUGGACUGGUAUUUAUUUGAGGCAAUAUUUUACAGUUUGGUGCUUUCCAACCUUUAGUUGGUUUGGAGUAAGGGGAUUUUUAUAUUUUGCUAAAUUUCAAAAGUGCAAACAGUCUCAUGGAAAUAAAGUGAACUGACAACACUCACGCACACACAGAAUAGGCUUCCAUACAGUUUCCAGUUACCACUUCCACUCAUGCACACACACAUCAAUGGCUUUAAUCAGCUCUUUGGCAACCUGUAAUGUAUCUAAUUCCUCAAUCACAGGCAGGUAUUCUGAGAAGAGUUAUGUCUUUCAGUGGUAGUUUUACUCUUGUUUUUAUAUAAAAUAUAUGUAAUAUCAUCAUCAUGACUUCUAACAUUCACUUUUCCAUGGUUACAUGAGUCAGACAAUAUACUUGAUACAGAUUUUGCUUUCAUCCUUUUGGGGUCGAUAAAUUAAGUACCUAUUUCUUUACUACCCACAAGGUGCUAAACACAGAGAGGACAAGCAAGGACAGACAAACGGAUUAAGUCGAUUACAUCGACCCC
Molecule: messenger RNA, 2093 nt
Organism: Octopus sinensis (East Asian common octopus)
Lineage: Eukaryota; Metazoa; Mollusca; Cephalopoda; Octopoda; Octopodidae
Product: ankyrin repeat domain-containing protein 16-like
Exons: 7
Coding region: 256-1323 (355 amino acids)
Molecular function (GO): protein binding
Source: RefSeq, a predicted model, not a curated record